Molecule: messenger RNA, 3301 nt
Organism: Haplochromis burtoni (Burton's mouthbrooder)
Lineage: Eukaryota; Metazoa; Chordata; Actinopteri; Cichliformes; Cichlidae
Gene: six5
Product: SIX homeobox 5
Exons: 3
Coding region: 240-3293 (1017 amino acids)
Biological process (GO): regulation of transcription by RNA polymerase II
Cellular component (GO): transcription regulator complex; nucleus
Molecular function (GO): RNA polymerase II cis-regulatory region sequence-specific DNA binding; DNA-binding transcription factor activity, RNA polymerase II-specific
Source: RefSeq, a predicted model, not a curated record
UUCGCCCCUGCUUUAAAGUUUCAUUUUUCCAAAUUAAAUACUCAAGCUAGUUAUUGGACGCUAUGGGGGAUAUGUUUUUUGGGGGGGUUUCCAAAAUAAAAGCUCUAUGUGAGAUUUCUUCUCCAAAAUAAAAGCCUAAUUUACCUCCUAGAAAUUUACCGGGAUGUCUUAAAAAUGUCAGAUAUCCAAAAGCAAAGCUUUCUAAUUACCUUUGCUUCAUUAAAAAAUAAAUUAUGUAAAUGCUCCGUAUCAGUCUUUGCAUCGGAUUAUUUGAUAAUCAGAAGCAACCGCUCUUGCUUUCCCUCCGAUGUCUGUGCGGCUUGAGGAACAAAGGGGCGUGGCCGCCGUUGUUCAUCGAGCACGCUCGCGGUUUGGAGGAUGGGAGAGAGGACGGCGCUGCAGAGGGAGGGAGCGAGGAGGAGGAGGAGGAGGAACUACGGGUGGAAAAAAAAGUUAAAGUGAAAAUGGCUUCCUUGUCUUUGGAGUCCACAGAACAAUCUGAGAACAGCACAGGGGAGCCAGCGGGGUCGGAGACCAAAGAAGAGAAAGAUCCGCUCCAAAUUUCGGAACAACUGCUCCAAAGUUUCCAAAAGUCGGCGCUGAGUUUUUCCACUGACCAGGUCUCAUGUCUGUGCGAGGCCCUUCUGCAGGCGGGCAAUGUGGAUCGCCUGUGGAGAUUUCUCUCCACUAUACCUCCUUCGUCCGAGCUGCUACGUGGCAACGAGACCCUGCUAAAGGCCCAGGCACUGGUGGCUUUCCACCGGGAGGAAUUCAAGGAGCUGUACGCCAUCCUGGAAAGCCACAACUUCCACCCGUCUAACCACGGGUUCCUGCAGGACCUGUACCUCAAAGCCCGCUACAAGGAGGCGGAGAGGUCCCGGGGCCGUAGCCUGGGCGCAGUGGACAAGUACCGGCUCAGAAAGAAGUUCCCCCUACCCAAAACCAUCUGGGACGGAGAAGAGACCGUGUACUGCUUCAAAGAGAAGUCCCGCAAUGCCCUGAAAGAGUGCUACAAGAGCAACAGGUAUCCCACUCCGGACGAGAAGAAAAACCUGGCCAAAAUCACCGGGCUAUCCCUCACGCAGGUCAGCAACUGGUUCAAGAACCGCAGGCAGAGGGACAGGACCCCGUCCGGGACCCACAGCAAAAGUGAGUCCGAUGGGAACCACAGCACUGAGGAUGAGGCGGGUGCGAUGGACGACACUCUCGACAAACCAGACGAGGCUGCCGGCUCCACAGCUUCCAUCAUCUCUGUCUCUGCGGUCCCGUCCAGCACUGGAGGCCAGCUCAUCCUCAACGGGUCCAGCGGCUUCCUCACCGCCUCUCUGCUCAAUGGCAACUCCCUGAUCUCCAGCAGUGGUGCUGGUGUUAUAAUUAAUGGGAUAAAUUUAGGUGAUUGCCAGACCGUCACACUGAGUCCUGUUGGAACCAGCUCUCCUUUAAUACUGAACGGGGCUCAAGUAAUAACCAAAUCUGGAGUUGGUGUGCAGCAGCCACAGCAAGCUGUUUCUGGGGUGGAGCAGGAAGUUUCAGAAAUGGAGGCCAAGCCGAGCGGCGUUCCAGCAGUUGUUCUUAAUACUAACGUCACGCCUGUCUCGAACCCCAUCAUUUCUCUUCCCCUGCAAACCAAGACCGAGAGUGACAGUGCAAUGGGCUUCAUCAGUGUUUCCGAAUCAGAGGGCAGCAGCCAGACGGUAUCAUCCUCUUCUUCCUCUUCCUCACCAACCAGCCUCUCUUCACUAGUUUUAACACAAAACCACCAACGCCAGGACUCCCUCCCCCUCCCAGCGUCUCUGUCAUCUGCAGGCAUGCUUGUCUCCAGUUCUGCAGGGGAGCAAGGGGAGUAUAGCAUCUCUGCUACUGCUCCCUCUACCAGCCUCAACCCUCCUAGCUCUGUGAUUUCAACCAGCAACUGCACCCCUCAGGUUUUCUCUCUGCCCCAGGUUGUGCCUUCCAUCCAGGGUAUACCAGUAUCUCACCUGGUUCAGCACUCUUCGGGAGCCCAGGUAUCCCAGUGCCCUCAGCUGGUCCCAGUAUCCCCCCUCACCUCACCAGCGCCUCAAUUUCAAAGCCCCCAGACUCUGAACACAGGAAACAGACUGGCACAGCAGCAACAGGAAGCCUCGGCAGCUAUGUCUGAAGGUGCCACAACCAUAGUUUCCAUCUCACCGCUCAACAACAGCCAGCUCCCCCAGCACGUGAUGCAACAACUGGGGGAGCAGACCACAAACUGUACACCCAGCAAAAUCCAGACACCGCAGGUUAUUUCCAUCUCUUCCCCAACACAAGUCGUCCCAGUCCCCCAGGCCAAAGGUGGCACACCGGCACAGCUCGUCCCACUCUCUGUGCCCCAGCUGGUACCAGUCUCCUCCAUCCAAACUUCCUCCACCAUCUCUUUCCCACAGGUGGUACCUGCCAGUCCUUCUAUCUCCAUCCCUUCUGCCCGUCUGCCAUUACAGAUCCUCACUUCAGCUCCUGCAGCUGGAGGGGUCCCACAGGCUCCUCUCAGGUUAAACCAGCUGAGGCCCAUUCAGAGCGUAGCUCCUCCAGCCAGCACGGCCCCUACGGUGCAGCUCCUAAACUCCGGCAUCAUUCAGCUACCCUCUACCCCUCCAGGUAACCUUCUCCUCGGUGGUAGCCCCUACCUGAGUGUCCAGCAAGGCAAGCUGAUUCUGACCAUCCCAGCAGGCAUUCAGCUCACCAGUUUGCCCCUGAAACCAGUCCCUGACGCUUCCACCAUCUCUACAAACGGAGUGAUCCCCAUUCUUAACCCUUCUACCUUUCCCGUAGUCUCACAGCCUUCAACACCAACGCCCAGCAGCCUCGCCGCAUCAUCUCCCCUGAACUUCAUCAGCUCAUCUCCACCAUACUGUGCUCAAGAGACUCCCAUCCAAACCAGCCAAGUGCAUGCAAUCCCCUCCCCUCACCCGCUGGACCCAACGGCCACCCCGACAACGCAGAAUGCUCUGACUCCAGAAAGCAUGCUCACGCUCAGCCCCAUGUACACUGGAGUGACACCAAAUAGCCAAAUGCCCCAGCCAGUGUGGAGCCCAGUGCCCCUCUCCACUUCAGCCAGUUUAACUCUGUUUGACGUCCGCACCAAGGGGGACCUACCUGUGGACCCAGCCUUGUUGGGUCUACCUGGUGGGGAGUCGCUGCUCCUGGGCAGCCCCUCUCCAGAGCAGGAUGUGGAAGCCAGCUCGCCACUUGGGAAUCCAGAGGAAAUCGAUGGAGAAUCAAAAAUCCUUACUCAGCUUCAGUCUGUCCCUGUGGAUGACGAGCUGGGCUUAUAGUUUUUAAA